Marchantia polymorpha subsp. ruderalis is the source of this 1183-nucleotide messenger RNA. Lineage: Eukaryota; Viridiplantae; Streptophyta; Marchantiopsida; Marchantiales; Marchantiaceae. The record is from the annotation of a GenBank genome assembly.
UCGCUUCCGAGAGCCCCAUCAGAGAGAGGCCCUCGUACUCCGCGGAGACAGGCGAAUUUCUGUGCCGCAGUCGAUGUUGCGCUUCGAUUCUCCGCGACGCGAAGAUGGGAUGCCUUCGGGUUGCGAGCACCUGCAAUCCAUCGUGCGUCUCGGAAUUCGUGCACCGAUUCGACGACGCCCUGUUUCGUAGGAAGUCAGGCGAAGGGCUCGGGUUGCUGUUGUUCAUGGGUAUGAAUGCGCAGGCUGGCGUCGAGGAUAAGAGUUUCCUUGUAACGAUGCGAAGCUCGUGGUCUGGAUAACGCGAAGGCUCAGACAGGAUUCGGAGGGCGGGAGUCUCUGAUAUGUAAGGGGCAGAAACGUGGGGACGAGCAGAUAAGCCCAGAAAUGCUUGCGUUAUCAGAGAGUUUUACCAGGUCGGUCUUGGACAUCUCGACAUCUUGCACCCCUGGAAUUGCGCGAAGUGGUUUUCCCCUUUCGUUUUGUCAUCUCAAGCUCAAACCUAAGAAGCGACCCCGCCUGUCUGUCAGGCCUCACGUCAAUGCCACAAGCUGUGGGUGGGAUGGAAGAGGAUUUCUUCAAUUGCACUAACGGGAGAGCUGUUACUUGGACUGUUCGCAAGACGACAUGACUCUUCUAGAACGUGCUCUGUUCAUACCAGAGCCUCCUCCCUCUUAGCUCAUGGAAGUAGACCUGCUGUCAAGCUGUCUGUAGAUACUAGUGACACCGGUUUAGGGCCUUCGUAUCGAAACCAGAUGCAGACGUCCAGCAGUCAGUUCAGCACACUGUUGAAGCUGCACAACAAAUAUGGGAAGCGGAAGAUGAUGAAAGUGUCGGAGAGAGAGAGAAACUGCGGCGCCAAAGGAUUGUCUUGGCUAGUAAGGGGAAGGUGUCUUGGAAUAAGGGCAGGCAACACAGUCCAGAGACUAUUGCCGAGGUACGCAGAGCGAAACACUCUUCACUUUAUUUCAGGUUUCUUUCAGAAAGAUUUGACAACCGAGGUACGCAGAGCGAAACACUCUUCACGCAGAGCGGAACACUCUUCACUUUAUUUCAGGUUUCUUUCAGAAAGAUUUGAAACACUCUUCACGCAGAGCGGAACACUCUUCACUUUAUUUCAGGUUUCUUUCAGAAAGAUUUGACAACUGAGGUAUGUGUCCUAGUCCCGCGAUCAGCUGUGUUAUAA